Paramecium tetraurelia is the source of this 984-nucleotide messenger RNA. RefSeq lists its product as uncharacterized. Lineage: Eukaryota; Ciliophora; Oligohymenophorea; Peniculida; Parameciidae. The transcript is spliced from 2 exons. The record is from RefSeq and is a predicted model, not a curated record.
AUGAAUCCAAGUCGCAAAUAGUAGAGUCUCCAAAAAUCGAAGACUUAAAAUAUUUAAAUAGUGAAGAUGCACAUUCGCUCCAAGCAUUAAGAGAAAACAUACUCAAAAGCAAUUCACCCCUCGAAUUUAUAAACGAAGCCUUUCUCUUUAAAAAAUUUAGAUUUAGCCUUACCUGACAAUUCCAUAUCUUAGUCAAAUACUUCAUUUUAAGAUGAUAAGAGUUGCUGCUGUAUUGAUUGUGGCAAUCUAAGCAAGAAGGUCAAAAAUUUACAGAAGAAAUUCACAGUGUUUAGGACAGAAAUGUCAAUCUUGAAAAGGCAAAGAUUAGUUAAGAGAUUUCAAAAUGCUGUUCGUUGCAUCAUAUUUUUGAAAGAGAAAUGGAAGAAAAUCAGAUAAUAAGAAAGAGCUAAAAGGCUAUUUAGAUUUAAAACCAAAGUCUUUGAGAAUUAGCCUUUCUUUUAAACUUAAUCACCUUCUAAUUAAGCUUAAUUAUUAUUUCUUAAUUCCUAACUUCAGAGUGAAGAAAAACAAGCUAUAAACACAUAACUUUAAUCUAUUUAAGUUAAAAUUUUUGAUUAAAAGAACAAAUAAAGAUAAUCAGUAAAGUUAUAUUUACAAUAAAAACUGAAUAAUAAAAAUGAUGUGUAGGGAUUGCUUCCUAAGUUAGAUCAUAAUAGAUAAAACGUAUCAAUAUCCAGCUCAAUAUUCAGACCAAUAAGAAUACUUAAGACUUUAGGGGAUGAGAAAAAAUCACUUCAAAAAGAAUAAAAUUUAUCAACUUAAAAUCCUUCAGUUGCUCAAUCUCCUUAUCUAAGCCAUUUAACCCAUUUGAGCGGAAAUAAAUAAUAGGAUUCCCAAUUCUAAAUCAUCAGAUCACCCAGAUAGGUUAUUAAAAGUUUUGCUUCAGAAACAUUUUUUCCAUAAAGCACUUAGAAAAAUGAUUAAAGAAAAUUAAUUGCUCAAAAACUAAAAAGAAUAGAUUGA